Mixia osmundae IAM 14324 is the source of this 5677-nucleotide messenger RNA. RefSeq lists its product as uncharacterized. Gene Ontology annotation, cellular component: RNA polymerase I complex. Gene Ontology annotation, biological process: DNA-templated transcription. Bases 24 to 5624 code for a protein of 1866 amino acids. Lineage: Eukaryota; Fungi; Basidiomycota; Mixiomycetes; Mixiales; Mixiaceae. Gene Ontology annotation, molecular function: DNA-directed RNA polymerase activity; DNA binding. The transcript is spliced from 6 exons. The record is from RefSeq and is a predicted model, not a curated record.
GCCAGCGAACGGAUGACUCUCUGAUGACGACUUUCACACCCUUUGAGCCAGUGUCAGCUCAAGCGGGCUCAAUCUCCUUUGGUUUCCUAUCUUCUGCCGACGUCAGGCAGAUUUCGGUGCUCGAAGUCAGCUCUGCGGCUACAUUUGGCGCAACAGACGAGCCUAUUGCAGGAGGGCUCUAUGAUCCUCUGCUGGGCCCAUCCGAUGGUUCUGCAAGGCAGAGACCGGGCGCAAGAUCGUCAAGGUCGAGUACGCUCUGCGCCUCGUGUCAGCUGGGCGAGAUGGCCUGUCCCGGUCACUUUGGACACAUCGAGCUGCCUGCGACGGUCUUCAAUCCGCUCUUCAUCUCCAAUGCGGUACAACUCCUGAGGGGAAUGUGCCACUUUUGUGGACAUUUCCUUAUGCCAGCUGCUGUCGUCGCGAGUUAUACUGGCAAACUCGAGCUGCUCUCACGGGGUCUUGUCACAGAAGCCGACGGGCUAGACGAUCUGAUCGCUCAGUACAGCUCCAAACAGACUCAGAAGAGAGGCAAGCAGGCGAAGAGAGAAGACAUCAAGCCAGAGGACGAGACUAUGAUUGAAGGGGACGAAGCAGAUGAGACGACUGACAUGCGAGAUCUCAUCGAUGGCAUGCAAGAUGAAGCUGCGCUCGUACAAGAUGAUGCGGAGGACGAUGCUAUUGUCGACAGUGGCCAGGCGUAUCUCAACGCACUCGCUGCAUACGUUCAGGACGCAAUACGCAAAGCCCAGCAGGCCAACGGCUCAGACUAUAGCCUCGAUAGCCAUAAAGUGGCCAUGGCGUAUGACCGUCGCAAGCAAGUCGUCAAUGAGUUCCUCAAGACGCUCAAGAAGAACAAGUGCGAACGUUGCUCUGCCUUUCCGCAUCGACUGAAAGCCGAAGCGAGCUCAAAAGUCCUCGAGUACUCCCUCAAGCCCAAGUAUGCCGGCAUGAACGCUGCUGCUGGUCUUUCCAAACCAGAUCUCGAAGGAUUCACGUCUGCGCUCGCAAAGAAAGAGAAUGAGCUUGCUGCUCACGGUCGACUGCCCAAUGGCGUUCAUGGCGCCAACGGCCUGCGAGGCGGUCAGCACGAUACCAAUGGCUACGAUACGCGUUCGAUGGAUAGCGACCAAGAUGAUGAAGAUGCAGCAGAGCCUCCUCGUGGUCGCAUUACAACACCACCGCUCGAUCAUGGACAAUCCUCGGACGACGAUGAUGAUCUGCCAGAUCCCGUCGAUGCUCCUCGCAUGGCCAAUGGUCACGCCAGCCGCAAGUCUGCUUCUGCUGAGCAAGAUCAAGCCAUGCUCGAGGUUGCCGGCGGGGAUGGUCAAAUUGCGCAGGACAUUGGUCUCGGUGCUGCAAAGGACAAUGCGAGCAAGCGCCAGCGCCAGACUGAGCGAAUCAUUCUGCCUGCCGAAGCGCGCGGGCAACUCAGGCGACUUUUCCAGAACGAGCGCGCCAUACUGGAUCUCAUCUUCGCUCCUCACGGGUCAGCUUCGCGCAAUCGCACCAAGCCACUCCGUUCGCUGUUUCAAUCGAUCGGCAUGAUACCUUCCACUUCCGCCGACACGGGUGCAAGUCCCGACAUCUUCUUCAUGGACGUCGUGGCUGUACCGCCCUCCCGCUUCAGACCGAUGGCGCAGAUGGGCGAGAGCGUGCUCGAUCAUCCCCAGACGACUCUGCUCAGUCAGAUCAUCAAAGCCAAAGAGUCUUUUGCCAGACAAGCUCAGCGUUUGCGUGCUGCACGUCGAGGUACAAUCAUCAGUGGCGAAUCAAAGCCGCUCAACCCUGCUGCUGUCUACGAGCAAGUCAUUGCAGAGAUCAUCAAGAUUCAGGUCGCUGUCAAUUCGCUCGUCGAUAGCACAAAGAAUCCUACGAUCAUGAAGCGUGGCAUGGAGCCACCUACAGGUGUCAAGCAGAUCCUCGAGAAGAAAGACGGUCUGUUCAGAAUGAACAUGAUGGGCAAGCGAGUCAACUUUGCAGCUCGUUCUGUCAUUUCACCCGAUGUCAACAUCGAGCCAAAUGAAAUCGGCGUUCCUCCUCACUUUGCUCGUGGCUUGACGUUUCCGGAACCGGUCACCAAACACAAUCUUCAUCAGCUUCAGCAAAUGAUUAUUCGCGGUCCUCAUGAGUGGCCGGGGGCGCAUGCUAUCGAACGAGAUGAUAAGACUGUCAUCAUGCUCGACCGGAUGUCUGCAGAUGAUCGUCUUGCGCAGGCUCAGCAGAUCAUGGCGCCUACAAUACUCAACAAACGUGGCCUUAGCGUCACUUCUGGUCUUGCGCACACAGCCACUCCUCAGCUCAACUACAAAGUACAUCGACAUCUUGUCGAUGGCGACAUCCUCAUCAUGAACCGGCAGCCGACGCUGCACAAGCCCAGUAUGAUGUGUCAUCGUGCAAAAGUACUUACCGGCGAGCGAACGUUACGCAUGCACUAUGCUAAUUGUAACUCGUACAAUGCCGAUUUUGACGGCGAUGAAAUGAACAUGCAUUUCCCUCAAACACACAUUGCUCAGGCGGAAGCGCGCUUCAUCGCGAACACCGACAAUCAGUACCUUGUGCCAACAUCUGGCAAUCCGCUGCGAGGAUUAAUUCAGGAUCACGUUGUUGCUGGUGUCCACAUGACGAGCAAGGAUACCUGGUUUACUCGAGAGCAGUACCAUCAGAUCAUCUAUGGUGCUCUGCGUACGGAAGAUGACUACACCGGUGGUGGCACGAUUAAGCUCGUCAGUCCUGCUAUCUUGCGACCGCAGAGGCUCUGGUCAGGCAAGCAGAUUAUCUCUACUGUCUUGCUCAACAUCACGCCGGAGCAUUUGCAGGGUCUCAAUCUUCGCAGCAAGUCGAAAGUACCCGGACGAUAUUGGGGCGCACAUAACGAAGAGGGCGAUGUCAUCUUUGUCAAUGGCGAUCUGCUCGUUGGCAUCCUCGACAAAUCUCAGUUUGGCGCGACAUCCUUCGGCAUGGUCCAUUCGGUACACGAGCUCUACGGGAGCCUGACGGCGAACAAGCUAUUGGGCAUUCUCAGCCGUCUUUUCACAAAGUUCCUGCAGCAUCGAGCGUUCACAUGUCGGAUGGACGAUCUCAUCCUGUCAAAGCGGGGCGACAAGGCACGUUCAACUCUACUGGCGACUGCCAAUGACCGUGGCUCGAAGGCAACGCUCGAGUAUGUCAAGCUUGAAGACGCCGAUCUGAGCAAGCCAGAGACAUUGCGCAACCUGAAGAUGCGCUACGAAGAAGUCCUACGCGAUGACAACAAAUUGGCAGGAUUAGAUGCAGCGAUGAAGGGUGCGACUGGCGGACUAACAUCGGAAGUCAUCAGUGCCUGUCUUCCAGAUGGUCUAGUCAAAUUUUUCCCCGAGAAUAAUAUGCAGACAAUGACGGUAUCUGGCGCCAAGGGUAGCAAUGUCAACGUUUCUCAGAUCUCCUGUCUUCUUGGACAGCAAGAGCUCGAGGGUCGAAGAGUGCCCGUCAUGGUCUCGGGCAAGACGCUGCCUUCUUUCAAGGCCUUCGACACUGCUCCCAAAGCUGGAGGCUAUGUCGCAGGCCGCUUCUUGACUGGCGUACGACCGCAGGAAUUCUACUUCCACUGCAUGGCCGGACGCGAGGGUCUGAUUGAUACUGCUGUCAAGACGUCGAGAUCCGGGUACUUACAGCGUUGUCUUGUCAAGCAUCUUGAAGGGAUACGAGCGCACUACGAUCACACUGUGCGCAACAGUGACGGCUCGGUGCUGCAGUUUGCGUACGGCGAAGAUGGUCUCGAUGUGACAAAGCAACGUCAUCUCAAUGAAUUGGACUUCUCUGCCCGCAACUUUGCAACCCUGCAAGAAAGCUGGGAUACGGCCGGCUUGAUCAACGCGCUGCGUAGCUCGGAUGAUGCGGCGGGCAAGCACAUGCGCGAAGCUAUCUCGGACCCUGAUGCGCAUCCGCCUGUUAUGUCAAAGUACUUUCCGGGAUCGAACAUUGGCAGCAUGUCAGAAAGCUUUCACAAGACGUUGCAGGCUUACGUCAAGGCGAAUCCUCAACGCAUCAUCAAGUCAAGUUCGUCCACUCGAGCAGCAUGGCCAGCAUAUGCUCGCAACGUUAAAGGCGGCCUCAUCGAUAAGCAUGCUUUCCGUGCGCUCAUGCAAAUCCGGUACUUGCGAAGUCUUGUCGAUGCAGGAGAGGCAGUUGGCGUCAUCGCUGCUCAAGGUGUAGGCGAGCCGUCAACCCAGAUGACGCUGAAUACAUUCCACUUCGCCGGACACGGCGCGGCCAACGUGACACUCGGCAUACCACGUUUGCGCGAGAUUGUAAUGACCGCCUCGUUCAAACCAAAGACGCCGUCGAUGCACAUGCCUUUCCUUGACCAUGUCAGCGAAGAGACGGCAGCGCGCUUCUGCAAAGGUGCUACCAAGCUCAUGCUGUCGCAAGUAAUCGACAAAAUCACAGUCGUCGAGAAGCUCGAAUCAGAAGCGGGCGCUCUGCAGAGGAUCUACGAAGUCCGUAUGCAGUUCUAUCCGGCCAGCGAGUACUCUGCCGAGUAUCAGACAAAGCCGACCGAGAUCCUAGAGGCGAUUGCUAAGCGAUUCAUACCUAUUUUCGACAAGGCCCUGAGCGCUGAGCUCAAGCUGUACCAGGCAGCAGCGGUAGUGGACGUUGGCACAUUGGGAAAGGCGUCGAACUCGUCUCGCGUGGCAGACGCCGUUGACGACGGCGAGCUCGACGAUGAGCGUGAGCCAGUGCGAGCUGGCGGGAAUGAGGAUGAGCAAGAUGGUAACAAGGACGAGGAGAAGCUCCGCAGGCAAGGCAAUCAAGACGUCAUGUACGGUGACGACGAUGUCGCGUCUGACGAAGGGGAUGGCGACGCGAUUGGCGAUGACUUCGAUGAAGAUGCGUUCGAAGAUGCGUUCCGACCUGAUGAUGCGAGCAGUGUGUCUCGUAAUGCAGCACAUCAGCGCGACGUGUAUGCCGAAUACGAAGAGCUCAUUGUCGGCAGCCAGCAUAUCUCUGACACCAGCUUCGAUAAAGCAAAUGGAGAGUAUUGCACAAUUACUGUGCCACUGUACAUCGGAGCGCCCAAGCUCUUGCUGGCCGACAUUUUGGAGCGAUGCUGCGUCAAGACUGUCGUUCGCCAGAUUGCGGGUAUCUCUCGCUGCAUGGUUGCUCCAGAAGACAAAGCGAAGCCAGGCCUCGCUUGCAAUACGGAUGGCGCGAACCUGCCCGCGACUUGGGACUUUGCCUACGGCGUCUGCAAUCUGAACGAGCUAUAUUCAAAUGAUAUCGGCGCAAUCUUGCUCACAUACGGCGUUGAGGCCGCUCGUACGGCCAUCAUCAAAGAGGUCUCUGGCGUCUUCGGCGUCUAUGGGAUCGGUGUCGACUACCGCCAUCUGACGCUGAUAGCGGACUACAUGACUACCGAGGGCGGCUACAAGCCCUUCAAUCGUACGGGAUUGUCCAAUUCGCCUUCGCCCUUCCUCAAGGCAUCAUUCGAGACGACCGCCAAGUUUGUUGCCGACGCUGCGCUGUACGGUGACUUUGACGAUAUGAACAAUCCCUCUGCGAGCAUCGUAUUGGGGCAGACACCUCACACUGGCACAGGCGCUUUUGGCGUGUACGCAGCUUGUCAGACUGAAUCAGAAGAAUUGUAGAAGUAGACAUGCUUGUCGCUAUAGUAUUGCAUUGCAGAGGUAGAUCUACACAC